Messenger RNA from Pocillopora verrucosa, 1315 nucleotides. NCBI's taxonomy places the organism in Eukaryota, Metazoa, Cnidaria, Anthozoa, Scleractinia, Pocilloporidae. The record is from RefSeq and is a predicted model, not a curated record.
UCAAUUUGCAAUUCCAAAAUGGCGGUCACUGCGCAAAGUUUAAAUGUGGGUACUUUUAAUACUGUGGGAUGAAAUUCCACGCAACCGAACUUCCAAUUCAGAGCAUAAUUACACUUUGGCGAGCCGUUAUGAGUGCUGAAGCUCCAAAUAUCAAGACAAAAGCUGCAAUUCGCCAACAUAUAUGGGACCAUAUAGAGAGAAACAAUUUGGCGAAUUUUCCACGACCAGUUCACCAUCGAAUCCCAAAUUUUAAGGGUGCGAAUGCGGCAGGCGAAAAAGUCGUUGCCAUGGAUAUAUUCAAGAAAGCAAAAACUAUUAAAGUGAACCCAGACAAGCCGCAAGAAUGGGUGAGAUACAAGACGUUAGAGGAGGGAAAAGUGUUGCUUGUCCCAACUCCACGGUUAAAAACUGGUUUAUUCAACCGCAUUUUGCCCCCGGCAGGGGCUAAUACUGCAAUACUGAAGAAGUGUGCGACCAGGGAAGGUAUUACUCAUUACAGCGCACCUGUGGGAUUGGAACAUAAGAUCACUAUUGAUCUUAUUGUGAUUGGGUCUGUGGCUGUGUCUUCCAAAGGUUAUCGUAUUGGCAAAGGUGAGGGAUAUGCUGAUAUGGAAUAUGCCAUGAUGGUUUCCAUGGGAGCAGUCAAUCAAGACACAGUUGUGGUGUCUACUGUCCAUGAUUGUCAGGUAGUGGAUAUUCCAGAUGAGUUGACGGAUGAACAUGAUCUGAUGGUAGACUACAUUGUAACACCCACAAGGGUUAUCCAUUGCCAAGGACAUACACAGAGCUCAGCUGGAAUUCAGUGGUCAAAAGUCACACCUCAAAUGUUAAAGGACAUUCCUGUAUUGAAAGAUCUUAGAGAAAAGGAGAAAAGACUUGGAAAGAAUGUCACUUUGAAAGAUUAACUUAUCGGCAAAUUUUCUGUCAAUAAAUGGGUAUGUUUCAUUACCUCAAUGAGAUUUCUUUUUACAUGAUCCUUAACUCCCAAGAUUUCAUCCUUACUGUUUGCUAUACAAUUCUUCUGAUGUUACUUCUGAGAAUUUGUUGCUGGAUCAACUAAUAAUCCCCUAGUUGAUACUUUUCCUGAUUCUCAUCACUUGUCUUCUUGAUGUUGUAUUGAUAUUGUAAGGAGAAAUUCUGUCUUGGUCACUCAUGGGAGUUUAAGGGGUAAAGUCUCUGAAAGAACAUGUGUCACACUUGACUGUGCCUCAUGUGCUGCCACUUUCUUUUUUUGUUCUUACCAUUUUUUUACAUCAUCUUUGAUCUAUUACUGAACUGACAUGCAGAAACAUGGAACGCAUUUGUUAAGAUUUAA